Manihot esculenta (cassava) is the source of this 1776-nucleotide messenger RNA. RefSeq names its product non-specific phospholipase C2. The record is from RefSeq and is a predicted model, not a curated record. The transcript has 5 exons. Gene Ontology annotation, biological process: phospholipid catabolic process. Lineage: Eukaryota; Viridiplantae; Streptophyta; Magnoliopsida; Malpighiales; Euphorbiaceae. Gene Ontology annotation, molecular function: hydrolase activity, acting on ester bonds. Bases 55 to 1623 code for a protein of 522 amino acids.
AAGAGUUCACGGGCACAGAAAUUAUCACCGAAGCAUCCUUCAACGCACCACACAAUGGUCACCCCCAAAUCUCCCACCAUUUCCCUCCUCUUCUUCACCAUCUUAAUCCUCCAUGCCCAAAUCCAAGCAAGCUCAAUCAAAACUGUAGUUGUCCUUGUAAUGGAAAAUCGUUCUUUUGAUCACAUGCUGGGUUGGAUGAAGAAGAUGAACCCAGAAAUCAACGGUGUUAAUGGAACUGAGUGGAACCCAUUGAACACAAAGGAUCCUAAUUCAGACAAAUUGUUUUUCAAGCAGCAAGCAGAGUAUGUUGAUCCUGAUCCUGGUCAUUCUUUCCAAGCUAUAAGGGAGCAAAUUUUUGGGUCUAAUGAAACCUCCAUGAAUCCUCCUCCCAUGAAUGGGUUUGCUCAGCAAGCUUUCUCUAUGGACUCAUCUGGAAACAUGUCUGCUGAUGUGAUGAAUGGCUUUGAUCCUGAUAAGGUCGCUGUGUAUCAAACUCUGGUUUCAGAAUUUGCAGUCUUCGACAGGUGGUUCGCAUCCGUGCCGUCGUCGACACAACCGAACCGGCUAUACGUCCACUCAGGGACAUCAGCGGGAGCCACCAGCAACAUUCCGGCAUUGCUGGUGAAAGGUUACCCACAAAGAACUAUAUUCGAGAAUCUGGACGACGCCGGGAUAUCCUGGGGAAUAUACUACCAGAAUAUUCCCGCAACGUUGUUCUACAGGAAUCUAAGGAAGAUCAAAUACAUCGGCAACUUUCACUCAUACGAUUCGACUUUUAAACAACAUGCACGGCAAGGGAAGCUCCCCGGAUAUGUUGUGGUGGAGCAGCGGUACAUGGACACUAAGCAAGAGCCAGCAAAUGAUGAUCAUCCUUCCCAUGAUGUAUAUCAAGGCCAGAUGUUUGUCAAAGAGGUGUACGAGACGCUAAGGGCUAGUCCACAGUGGAAUGAAACUCUUCUCGUGAUCACAUAUGAUGAGCAUGGAGGGUUCUAUGAUCAUGUGGCCACACCAGUAAAUGGGGUCCCCAGCCCAGAUGGAAUAGUGGGGCCAGAGCCAUUCUUGUUCAAGUUUGAUAGGCUGGGAGUUAGGGUUCCUACCAUAGUGGUCUCGCCUUGGAUUAACAAGGGCACUGUUGUUCAUGGUCCUAAUGGGUCACCAUUUCCGACAUCGGAAUAUGAACAUUCAUCCAUUCCGGCAACGGUGAAGAAGCUCUUUAACCUGUCUUCACCUUUUCUAACUAAGAGGGAUGAAUGGGCUGGCACAUUUGAGGGUGUUGUUCAGACCCGGACUGAACCCAGAACUGAUUGCCCAGUGCAACUACCAACUCCAGUCAAGAUCAGGAAAGGUGACGCCAAUGAAGAUGCAAAGGUUAGCGAAUUCCAGCAGGAGCUACUGCAGCUAGCAGCAGUGUUAAAAGGAGAUAACAUGUUGACAAGUUUUCCUGAAAAGAUAGGGAAAGAAAUGACAGUAAAGCAAGGGAAGGAGUACAUGGAAGAUGCGGUGAGACGCUUCUUUGAGGCAGGACUCUAUGCCAAAAAAAUGGGAGUUGAUGAUGAACAGAUCGUUCAAAUGAGGCCAUCCCUCACUUCUAGAUCAUCUAAACCAACCAACUACAACCCAUAACAACAUAUUAUAUCAUACGACAGUUACAAAUGUAACUAUAGCAACAGAAAAUAAAAGCAAAUAAUGGUUUCUCCGUAUUGUAUGCAACAAAUGCCAGCGUUGUGUAUUGAAAAUCAAGCUCAGAUAUGCAGGAAGAACAGUAUUUAAAUCAAA